Molecule: messenger RNA, 606 nt
Organism: Prorocentrum cordatum
Lineage: Eukaryota; Dinophyceae; Prorocentrales; Prorocentraceae
Source: the annotation of a GenBank genome assembly
AUGGGGAAGAAUCUGAUAUUCUCCAACUUGCUCCGCUCGCUGUCAGAGGUCUUGCAGCCAGAGACGCAGGACACAGGGAGCCCCGCCGACGUGCGGAGGACCGGCGUGGAGGUCCGCCUUCUUGGACUGGCGCUGGAAGGCUUCUCCGUGCUUCUGAUGUCGCGCUUGCGGCUACAAGCUGUGUGCGGGCGGUGCAGGAAGCCGCUGGACUUCGAGGUGCCGAGCGCCGGGGGCACGGAGGCGUGCACCGCGCCGUGCGUCUGCCCCAUCUGCAAGCAGGAGCUCGCCCUGCGGGUGGCACCGGAUAUCUGCCAUGGGGGCUGCCCUACAAUCGCGCACGUCCUUGGCGUGAACUGUCACCCCGUGCAGUUCCUUCGAAGUGAUUUCCAGGGCACGUGCGACAACUGCAGCGAGGACGCCUGCAUCCGCGGCGCUGGCGCCGGCUACCGGAAGCGGGCGGAGUGCCCGAAGUGCUACGCGAAGCUGAACCUGGCCAUCGAGGGUGCAGAACUUCUGGGCCCAGCGGUCGAGCGGUGGCGCAAGAUCGCCGAGGAGGGGGGCGACCAGAUGAACGCGAGGAAGAGGCUGCAGGAGGCUCGCCGGCAG